AUGACUUUGUUUUCAUCCAUAGAUGUAGAACACAUGACCAUUGAUUGGCUCACUGGAAACUUCUACUUUGUGGACCAUGUAAGCGACAAGAUAUUUGUUUGCAGCCAUGUUGGGGACACCUGCAUCACCAUUAUAGAUUUAGAUCUGACCAAUCCUAAAGGAAUCGCUGUGGAUCCUCUUAUGGGGAUGCUGUUCUUCACUGACUACGGAGACGUAGCCAAGGUGGAGCGCUGUAACAUGGACGGCACCAACCGAACCAGGCUGGUGGAUUACAAGACAGUGCAACCCACAGCCGUGGCCCUGGACCUGGCCAAGAAGCUGGUGUACUGGGCAGACGCCUACUUGGAUUACAUUGAAGUGGUGGAUUACAACGGGAAAAACAGGCAUGCAGUCAUCCAGGGCAGUCAAGUGUCCUACAUCCAUGGAUUAGCUGUCUUUGAGAACUACCUGUAUGCCACUCAUUCUGACCCCUCCAAUGGGAAUAUCAUGGAAAUCUUCAAGAUUCAUCGGUUUAACACCACAGAACCCAGGACACUUACCAGCCUAGGGAGUUCCAGAGGAGCAAUACGGGUUUACCACAGACUCACUCAGCCAAAAGUUAGGAGUCACGCGUGUGAGACGGACCCGUAUGGAAAGCAAGGGGGAUGCUCCCACAUCUGUCUGCUGAGCGGUAGCUACAAGUCCAGGACCUGUCGAUGUCGGACAGGCUUCAGUCUGGAGAGUGACGGACAGUCCUGCAAAAAACCCAAGAACGACCUGUUCCUGUUCUAUGGUAAGGGUCGGCCAGGGGUCAUCCGAGGCCUGGACAUGAACGUGAAGUCCAGUGAUGAGCACAUGGUAUCGAUCGAGGACCUGGUCAACCCCAGAGCCAUCGACUACCAUGCAGAGUCAGGACACAUCUACUUCGCUGACACCACCAGCUUCCUCAUUGGCCGGCAGAAAAUAGACGGGAACAGCCGGGAAACGAUACUCAAAGAUGACCUGGACAACGUUGAGGGGAUCUCUGUGGACUGGAUUGGUAAUAACCUCUACUGGACCAAUGAUGGGUACAGGAAAACUAUUAGUGUGGCCAGACUGGAGAGGGCCUCUCAAACCAGGAAGACUCUUCUGGAGGGGGACAUGUCUCACCCCCGAGCCAUUGUAUUGGACCCCCUCAACAGUUGGAUGUAUUGGACGGACUGGGAGGAGGAUGAGGUGAACGACAGCAUAGGAAGGAUAGAAAAAGCGUGGAUGGAUGGAUCUAACAGACAAAUAUUUGUCACGUCUAAUAUGCUGUGGCCUAACGGCCUUACCCUAGACCAUGGGACCAGCACCAUGUACUGGUGUGAUGCCAACUACGAUCACAUAGAGAAGAUCUACCUCAACGGCACUGGCAGACAGGUUGUGUACAAUGGCAAACAGCUGAACCAUCCGUUUGGGAUUUCUCACUACCGUAACUCCAUCUUCUGGACGGAGUACAUGAACGCUUCGGUUUUCCAGCUGGAUCUAACCUCUGGGGACGUUACUCUACUGAGGAGUGAGAGGCCUCCCCUGUUUGGCCUGCAUGUGUACAAUGCUCAGAGUCAGCAAGGUGACAAUGCAUGCAGUGUGAAUUAUGGGGGAUGCGGUACACUCUGCCUCGCUAUCCCAGGGGGCAGAGUGUGUGCCUGUGCUGACAACCAGCUCCUGGAGAAGAACAAUGUCACCUGCUCAGUGUCGUCUGGGGUGGUGGAGCCACAGCACUGUAAGAGCGAUGAGUUUCAGUGUAGUAACCACCAUUGUAUCCGUGCGUCUUGGAGAUGUGACGGGGACGAUGACUGUCUGGAUGGGAGUGACGAGGAGAUCCAAAGCUGCUUGAACCACAGUUGUUCCAAUGACCAGUUCAAGUGCCUCAACAAUCACUGCAUCCCUAAGAGAUGGCUGUGUGAUGGAAUCAAUGACUGUGGGAACAAUGAGGAUGAGUCCAACAACACAUGUUCAGCCCAGGCCUGUCAGCCCAACCAGUUCUCUUGUCGGAACGGACGCUGUAUCUCCCUGGAUUGGCGCUGCGACCGGGACGACGACUGCGGGGACAUGUCCGACGAGACAUCAUCCUGUGCAUUGCCGACCUGUGAACCACUCACCCAGUUCAGCUGUUCCAAUGGGAGAUGCAUCAGUGUCAAGUGGCAUUGUGACUCAGAUGAUGACUGUGGAGAUGGUAGUGACGAGGUGAGUUGUGUCCACUACUGCUCCAACACCCAGUUCCAGUGCUCCAGUGGGAGAUGUAUUCCAGACCACUGGGCCUGCGAUGGGGACGACGACUGUGGGGACUUCAGUGAUGAGAACACCACCUGUGGAGGGUCUGGAGCUGCAUUGCCUCCUGUGAUAGAGUGCAGUGGGGAUGAGUUCCACUGUACGGAAGAUGGUACGUGUAUCCCAGAGCGCUGGAGGUGUGAUGGGGACAAAGACUGCGAGGACGGUAGUGAUGAGGUGGCCUGUGAGGGCACCAAGAGGAUUUGUGACCCCAAGGCCAAGUUCACAUGCAAAGACACAGGAAAGUGUAUCACCAAGAGCUGGGUUUGUGAUGGAGAUAUCGACUGUGAGGAUCUUUCCGAUGAGGAUUCCUGUGAGGCAGCUGUCUGUAAGCCUCCAAAAUACCCCUGUGCCAAUGACACCUCCAUUUGCCUGCCACCAGAGAAGAUCUGCAACGGCAAGACCGACUGUGCUGACCAGUCUGACGAAAGGCCUUUCUGUGAUAAGUGUUUGGUGGCCAAGGUUGGCUGCAGCCAUCAGUGCACGGUGGUACCAGGGACGGGGGUGGUCUGCUCCUGCCCUCCAGGGCUCCACCUGGACUCUAACAACAGGACGUGUGAGGCGGUGGACUACUGCAGUAGGCAUCUGAAGUGCAGCCAGGUGUGUGAGCAGUACAAGACCACCGUCAAGUGUUCCUGCUACCCAGGCUGGAGGCUUGGCCCUGAUGGAGACAGCUGCCACAGCACAGAUCCCUUUGAGGCUUUCAUCAUCUUCUCUAUCCGGCAUGAGAUAAGACGGAUAGAUCUUCAUAAGCGAGACUACAGCCUGAUGGUGCCAGGGCUCCGGAACACAAUUGCGCUUGACUUCCACUUUAAUCACAGCCUGCUCUACUGGACAGAUGUGGUGGAGGAUAAGAUCUACAGAGGACGCCUCUCAGACUCUGGAGGUGUGACAGGGAUCGAGGUGGUUGUGCAGCAUGGGCUGGCCACUCCAGAGGGGCUGGCGGUGGAUUGGAUAGCAGGGAACCUGUACUGGAUCGACAGUAACCUGGACCAGAUUGAGGUGGCCAGGCUGAAUGGCGAUAUGAGGACCACACUGAUAGCUGGAUGGAUGGAGCAUCCACGGGCCAUCGCUCUGGACCCAGGACAAGGAAUCCUGUUCUGGACAGACUGGGACGCUACCUUCCCCCGUAUCGAGGCUGCUUCUAUGAGCGGAGAAGGACGACACAUUGUGUUCAAGGACAUGGAGAUAGGAGCCUGGCCCAACGGACUAACUCUGGAUCAUUUGGAGAAGAGAAUUGUCUGGACUGACGCUCGCUCUGAUGCCAUCUACUCAGCGCUGUACGACGGCAGUGGGGUCAUAGAGAUCCUGAGGGGACAUGAGUAUCUGUCACACCCCUUUGCUGUGUCCCUGUUCGGGGGCAGUGUCUACUGGACAGACUGGAGGACUAACAGCCUGGCCAGGGCCAACAAGUGGACGGGCCGUAAUGUCACAGUGAUCCAGAAGACCAGCGCUCAGCCCUUUGACCUACAGAUUUUCCACCCUAGCAGACAGCCACAAGCGUCUAACCCUUGUGAAGAGAAUAAUGGGCGUGGCCCAUGCUCACACCUGUGUCUUAUCAAUUACAACCGUACUGCAUCCUGCACCUGUCCACACCUCAUGAAACUGUCCCUCAACAAACAAUCUUGCGCCUUGUUGAAAAGGUUCCUCCUGUACGUCAGGCGGUCAGAGAUCCGUGGUGUGAAUAUUGACAACCCUUACAUGAACGUCAUGACGGCACUGACUGUCCCAGACAUUGAUGAUGUCACCGUUGUGGAUUACGACACCCAGGAGGACCGGAUCUACUGGGCAGAUGUAAAAACACAGACCAUCAAACGGGCCUUCAUCAACGGCACCCGCCUGGAGACUGUCAUCUCUGGAGAUAUACUAAACUGCCGUGGGCUGGCGUUAGACUGGCUCUCUAGGAAUUUAUACUGGCUCAGCUCAGAGAAUGACGAGUCUCAAAUCAAUGCCGCUCGCCUGGAUGGUUCCCUGAAGACCUCAGUCAUUCAUGGGAUUGAUAAACCAAGGUGCCUUGUUGUGCACCCCACAAAGGGGAAAAUCUACUGGACAGAUGGCAACACGAUAAACAUAGCCAACAUGGAUGGGAGCAACAGCAAGGUCCUUCACCAGAACCAAAGGGAACCAGUCGGUCUCUCCAUAGAUUAUACAGCCAACAAGCUGUACUGGAUCAGCUCUGGUAAUGGCACUAUCAACAGGUGCAAUGUGGACGGUAGUGGUCUGGAGGUGCUGGAGAGCAUGAAGAGGGAGCUAACCAAAGCCUCAGCAUUGGCCGUUAUGGGUAACAAAUUGUGGUGGGCAGAUGAUGAUUCAGCUCAACUGGGGACUGUGAACAAAAGAGACGGACGGACUCCUGUGGUCCUGAGGAAUAAGACCAGCGGAGUGGUGUACAUGAAGGUCUAUGACAGGGAGGGACAGAGAGGAAGGAACCCGUGUCAGGUGAACAAUGGAGGCUGCUCUCAGCUCUGCUUCCCCACAUCAGAGAACACCCGUAGCUGCUCCUGUACUGUGGGCUACAACCUGCGCACCGACCGAAUGUCCUGUGAGGGCAUUGAGUCAUUGCUGAUGUACUCCAUCCAUGAGGGGAUCAGAGGGAUUGCCUUGGACCUCAAUGACAACAUGGAGGCUAUGAUGCCCAUCACUGGGACCCUGUUCGCUGUGGGGGUGGACUUCCAUGCAGGUAAUGACACAGUCUACUGGACAGACAUGGGCCUGAACACAAUCUCCAGAGCCAAGAGGGAUCAGACCUGGAGGGAGGACAUCAUUACUACGGGAAUCAGCAGGGUAGAGGGCAUCGCAGUGGACUGGAUUGCUGGUAACCUUUACUGGACAGACCAUGGUUUCAACCUCAUAGAGGUUGCUCGUCUUAGUGGUACCUACCGUUGUGUAGUCAUCUCAGAGGGACUCGACCAACCUAGAGCCAUCGCUGUUCAUCCACAGAAAGGGUAUCUGUUCUGGACAGAGUGGGGCCAGAGCCCCUGCAUAGGGAGAGCCCGUCUAGAUGGGUCUGAUCAGGUCACCCUGGUCAACACUGGCAUUGCCUGGCCCAACGGGAUCUCCAUAGACUAUGAGGAAAAUAGAUUAUACUGGUGUGAUGCCCGCACUGACAAGAUAGAGAGGAUCAACCUUGAGACGGGUGAGAGCAGGGAGAUUGUACUGUCAGUGGCCAACGUAGACCUGUUCUCCGUGGCAGUGUUUGGAGCUUACAUCUACUGGUCUGACAGAGCUCACUCCAAUGGUUCCAUCCGACGAGGCUUCAAGAGUGACGGCAGCGAGGCAGUGACCAUGAGGAGUGGUCUGGGGGUCAACCUGAAGGAUGUGACAGUAUUUAAUAGAGGGCGGGAGAAAGGUACCAACCCAUGUGCCAGGAGCAAUGGGGGCUGUCAGCAGCUCUGCUUCCACCUGGGCAGUGGGCGUAGGACAUGUUCCUGUGCCCAUGGCCACCUGGCUGAGGACGGCUUUGCCUGCGAGCGAUACGAAGGCUAUCUGCUUUACUCUGAGAGGACCAUACUGAAGAGCGUCCACCUCUCAGACGAGAGCGACCUCAACUCGCCCGUCCAGCCCUUCGAGAGGCCCACCUACUUCAAAAACAUCAUAGCACUGACCUUUGAUUACCGCCAGAAAACCGCAGGAGGGACCAAUCGCAUCUUCUUCAGCGACAUCCAUUUUGGGAAUAUCCAGAUGAUUAAUGACGACUGGACAGGACGAUCAAUCAUAGCCAAAAAUGUGGGUUCAGUGGAGGGGUUGGCGUACCACCGUGCCUGGGACACUCUGUACUGGACCAGCUCUACCACCUCCAGCAUCACCAGGCACAGUGUGGACCAGAGCCGGCCCGGGACCUUCAGCAGACAGGCUGUGGUCACACUCUCUGAAGACGACCAUCCCCAUGUCCUCGCCCUUGACGAGUGCCAAAACCUGAUGUUCUGGACUAACUGGAACGAGCAGCGUCCCAGUAUUAUGAGGGCCACCUUGGCAGGAAACAACAUGAAGGUGAUCGUCAGCACUGACAUCCUCACGCCUAACGGACUCACCAUCGACCACAAGGCUGAGAAGAUCUACUUCUCUGAUGGAAGUCUGGGGAAGAUAGAGAGGUGUGAUUACGAUGGCUUACACAGAUAUGCCAUCGUGAAGUCAGGGCCAGGAACUUUUUUUGGUCUGGCUAUUUAUGGGGACUUCCUCUUCUGGUCGGACUGGGCUCGCAGGGCCGUGCUACGAUCCAACAAGUACACAGGUGGAGAGACCAAGGUUCUGCGAGCAGAUAUCCCCCACCAGCCCAUGGGAAUCAUCGCUGUCACAAAUGACUCCAACAGCUGUGAGAUGUCCCCAUGCAGACUCAAUAACAGUGGCUGUGGUGACUUGUGUCUGUUGACCCCAGAUGGAAGAGUCAACUGUAGUUGUCGGGGAGCACGUGUGUUAUUAGAUGACAACAGAUGCAUUUCAGGGAAUUCCUCCUGCAACAUCCACAAGGAGUUUGAAUGUGGGAACGGCGAAUGCAUCAACUAUCAGUUCACAUGUGAUGGAAUAGCGCAUUGCAAAGACAAAUCAGAUGAGAAAAUGCAAUAUUGUGAUAACAGGGACUGUAGGAGAGGCUUCAGGGCGUGUGACAACCAACGCUGUGUGGCCAACAGUCAUUUCUGCGAUGGGGUGGAUGACUGUGGGGACAACUCAGACGAGGCCUUCUGUAACAAUGUCACGUGUGCAUCUUUUGAAUCCUCAUGCCAGGAUGGGAGCUGUAUCCCUGGCUCAGCCUGGUGUAACCAGGUCAUUGACUGUGCUGAUGCCUCAGAUGAAAAGAACUGCAACAACACAGACUGCUCUGAAUUCUACAAACUGGGGGUGAAAGAGAAAGGCUUCAUCAGCUGUAAUACCACCUCCCUUUGUAUCCACCCCUCCUGGAUCUGUGAUGGAGCCAACGACUGUGGUGAUUAUGCAGAUGAGACCAACUGCCAGGGUGAGUCUCUUAAGUGUGAAGAGGGCCACUUCGCCUGCCCCAGCGGUAACUGCAUCUCCAGUGUGUGGCUGUGUGAUGGACAGAAGGACUGUGAGGAUGGGGCAGAUGAGUUUCAGUGUGACUCCUCUUGCCUGUGGAACCAGUUUGCCUGUUCUAAGAACAAGUGCAUCGCCAAGCAGUGGCUGUGUGAUGGAGAGAACGACUGUGAGGACGGACUGGAUGAGAGUGUGCAGAUAUGUGGUUUGGUAACGUGUGCUCCAGGGUUAUUCAGCUGCCCUGGGUCCUACGCCUGUGUCCCUAAACGCUGGCUCUGCGAUGGGGAGAGAGACUGUCCUGAUGGCAGCGACGAACUGUCUGCAGCUGGAUGUGCACCCAACAACACAUGUGAUGACAACUCCUUCCUUUGCCACAACGAAGCCUGCGUUCCCCAGCGUUUUGUCUGUGACCAUGAUGACGACUGUGGUGAUGGAUCUGACGAGUCACUUGAAUGUGUGUACCGGCCCUGUGGACCUGAGGAGUUUCGCUGUGGGGAUGGUCGCUGCCUGCUCAGUGCUCAAUGGGAAUGUGACGGCUGCCCAGACUGUCCUGACCAAUCUGACGAGCUGCCCCUGAACCUCAAAUGCCUGGCCGCAGGGAGUCUGUGCAAUGGUUCCUUCUUCAUGUGUUCCAAUGGACGCUGCAUCUCUGAAGGGAUUCUGUGUGACAAGAAAGAUGACUGUGGAGACCGGUCCGAUGAGAAGAACUGCAACGUGAACGAGUGUCUGAAUCGCAGAGUCAGUGGCUGUACACAGGACUGUCAGGAUCUUCCUGUUGGAUACAAGUGCAAGUGUUGGCCUGGAUUCCGGCUGAAAGAUGAUGGGAAAACGUGCGUGGACGUUAACGAAUGUUCCUCCAGCCUGCCCUGCAGCCAGCGUUGCAUCAACACCUACGGCUCCUUCAAGUGUCUGUGUGUAGAAGGCUACGAAGCCCUGGAGAGAAACCCCAACACCUGCAAGGCUCUCUCAGUGGAGGAACCUUUUCUCGUACUGGCAGAUCAUCAUGAAAUCCGGAAACUAAGUGUGGAUGGAUCAAAUUACACCAUUUUGAAACAGGGCCUGAACAACAUCAUUCACAUAGACUUUGACUACAGGAAAGAGUUCAUCUACUGGAUAGACUCUUCCAGACCCAGCGGACGGAAGAUCAACAGAAUGAGACUCAAUGGGAGUGACCUUAAGAUAGUCCAUCGGACUGCAGUCCCCAGUGCACUGGCCCUGGAUUGGAUAGGGAAAAACCUGUACUGGUGUGACAUCGAGAGGAAGAGCCUGGAGGUGUCUAAAGCUAAUGGCCUGUACCCCUCUGUCCUGGUCAGCACUGGUAUCAGGAACCCUACUGACCUGGCCCUGGAUCCACAGUCAGGGUAUGCAUUCUGGGUGGACUGCUGUGAAUCCCCUCACAUCAGUCGUGUGGGUAUGGAUGGUCGAGGGCAUGCUGUUAUCAUCGACAAAGAGAUCUACAGCCCCACUGCCCUCACUAUAGAUUACACUAACAAGAGGCUGUACUGGGCAGAUGACAACCACAUUCUGUUCGCCAACAUAGACGGCUCACAGAGACACAAAGUGUCCUAUGAUCACAUUCAGGGGGUGAUGGGUCUGACACUGUUUGAGGACUUUGUCUACUGGACAGAUGGGAAAUCCAAGUCACUCCGACGAGCACAUAAAACUACUGGGGCCCAAGGAAUUGAGCUGCUCAACUCCUGGCAAGCUAUCAAAUCUGUCAAGGUUUACCAUUCACUACGCCAACCUGAAGUGCCCAAGCACCAGUGUCAGGUGACCAAUGGAGGAUGUAGCCACUUGUGUCUCCUUUCUCCUGGCGGGGAACACAAGUGUGCUUGUCCAACUAAUUUCUACCUUGCUGCUGACAACAAGACCUGCCUCUCCAACUGCACUGCAAGUCAGUUCCGCUGUGGAACCGACGAGUGUAUUCCUUUCUGGUGGAAGUGUGAUACUGUGGAUGACUGUGGCGAUGGAUCAGAUGAGCCUGCUGACUGUCCUGAAUUCAAAUGUCAGCCUGGGAGGUUCCAGUGUGGCACUGGCCUCUGUGCUCUUCCUCCCUUCAUCUGUGAUGGAGAGAACGACUGUGGAGACAACUCAGAUGAGGCCAACUGUGAGACGUACAUCUGUCUGUCAGGGCAGUUCAAAUGCACCCGGAAACAGAAGUGUAUCCCUCUAAACCUCCGCUGUAACGGACAGGACGACUGUGGAGACGGAGAGGAUGAGACAGAAUGUCCGGAGAGUACAUGUUCCCCGGAACAGUUCCAGUGCAAGGCCUCCAUGCACUGCAUCUCCAAGCUGUGGGUGUGUGAUGAGGACCCGGACUGCACAGACGGGUCAGAUGAAGCUAAUUGUGAUGAAAAGACCUGCGGACCUCAUGAAUUCCGCUGUGAGAAUAACAACUGUAUCCCGGACCACUGGAGGUGUGACAGCCAGAACGACUGUGGAGACAACUCAGAUGAGCAUAACUGCAAGCCAGUGACCUGUAACCACAAGGACUUUGCCUGUGCUAACGGGGACUGCAUCUCCGCUCGAUUCCGCUGCGAUGGAGACUAUGAUUGCCCUGAUAAUUCAGACGAGAAGGACUGUGAGGCUCGGUGUGCUGAGGACCAGUUUCAGUGUCUCAAUAACCUCUGCAUCUCCCUCAAGUGGCUCUGUGACGGCCAAGAGGAUUGCAAGACAGGAGAGGACGAGAGGAACUGCCAGGGGACAGUGCUCCCCUCUUGCUCCCUAAAUGAGUAUGUGUGUGCCAGUGGAGGCUGUGUCUCGGCCAGUCUGAGAUGUGAUGGACAGGACAACUGUCUAGACGGAUCAGAUGAGGCGGGCUGCGUGAAGGAGUGCAAGGAAGAUGAGUACUUGUGUCUGAAUCACGCCCACUGUAUCCCACGGAGAUGGUGCUGUGACGACGUGUUUGACUGUGUGGACCAUAGUGACGAGGAGAACUGCAGUCAAGGCAUCUUCUUCUGCCGUCCUGAUGAGUUCAUUUGCAACAACACCUUAUGCAAGCUCCAUGCGUGGGUGUGUGAUGGCAAGGACGACUGUGGAGACAACUCAGACGAGGACACAGAGAUGUGUGCCAAACUUUCCUGUCCCCCCACACGGCCACACCGAUGCAGAAAUGACCGUGUGUGUCUGCGCCCUGACCAACUGUGUAACAAGGUUGACGACUGUGGGGAUAACUCGGAUGAGGAGGAAUGUGCAGAGGUGGUGUCUGGCAGACCCAGACGGUGUGGGAAGGCAGAGUUCACCUGCAGUACCCAGCGAUGCAUCCCAGCCCAGCUGCAGUGUGACCUCUUCAUUGACUGUGGGGACGGGGGAUCGGAUGAGCAGGACUGCAAGGCCUCUUCCAAUGGAGACAUAUGUGGAAAGAAAACAAACCCAUGUGGGGAGGAUGCAAUUUGCAAUCAGACAAACACAAAUGCAAUAUGUCAGUGCAAAUCUGGCUUCAGGAGGAAUCUGAAGACUGCCCAGUGUGAAGAAAUCAAUGAGUGUCUUGAGUUUGACACAUGUGCUCACUAUUGUACAAACACUAAAGGAUCCUACAAGUGUACUUGUGACAAGAAUUUCAAGGAAAUCAAUAGAAACUGUAUAGUAAAAGGACCAGAAGAUCGAGUGCUCUACAUAGCUAAUGACACUGAAAUCCGAAGUUUUGUGUAUCCGUUUAACCAGAGCCAUGGACACAAACUCCUCACUCGCAUCGAGGACAAUGCCCGCAUUAUUGGGAUGGAUGCUCUGUUACACCAACAAAAGGUUAUCUGGGCUACCCAGUUUAACCCCGGUGGACUUUUUUACAAAGAAAUCCUAGACAAGAGUCAAACUAAAACUAAUGUCGGAAACAUAUGUUCAGACUUCCGUAGACCGAGGGAUGUGUCUGCUGACUGGAUUACAGGAAAUAUCUAUUGGACAGACCAUUCUCGAAUGCACUGGUUCAGCUAUUACACAGCUCACUGGACUAAGCUCAGAUACUCUAUAAACGUGGGCCAGCUCAGAGGGCCAAAUUGCACCCGUCUGAUAACUGACAUUGCAGGAGAGCCGUACGCCAUCGCUGUCAACCCACCGCAAGGGAUGAUGUAUUGGACAGUAAUAGGUGAUCAUUCUCAUAUUGAGGAGUCGGCUAUGGAUGGGACUAUGCGUAGGAUAUUUUUGGAGAAGAACCUCAGGAGACCAACAGGUCUGGCCAUCGAUUACUUCAACCAACGUUUGUACUGGGCUGAUCCUGAGCUCUCCGAGAUAGGCAGUGUGAGAUUGGAUGGGUCGGACCCUCUGGUUGCAAUCAGGGACAGACACGGAAUAUCCCAGCCGUACAGGAUUGACAUAUUUGAAGACUACAUCUACGGGACUGGUCUAAAACAUGAAGUCUUCAGAGUUCACAAGUAUGGCAAACAGCCUGUGGAGUUUCUCCACUUGGGUCUCGAGAAAACGACCAAUGUCCUGAUCUCCCACCGAUAUAAGCAGCAAGAUGCGGUCAACCCGUGCCUGAAAAUGAACUGUGACUUCAUGUGUCUACUGAACCCAACGGGCGCCACCUGCACCUGUCCAGAAGGGAAGGUACUGGUCAACGGCUCUUGCAAUGAUGUCAAUGUCUCAGGCGAGCUGUGUCGGCCACCGUGUGAGAACGGCGGGCGCUGCCUUGCCAAUGAGAAAGGGGACUGGCGCUGCUACUGCUGGCCUGACUUUUCUGGAGAACACUGUGAGGUCAAUCACUGCACUGACUACUGCCUCAAUGGAGGCACUUGCAUGGGCUCACCGCUGGGCAAGCCAACGUGUCGGUGCCCUGUAGGGUUUACAGGUCCAUUCUGUGAGAAGCGGGUGUGUGAUAACCACUGUCUGAAUGGUGGUACCUGUGAUGUCAGCCUAGGGAACCAGCCGGUGUGCCGCUGCAUGGCAGAGUAUACUGGAGACCGCUGUCUUUACCACAUCUGCCACCACUACUGUGUAAACUCCAAGGCCUGUACAUUGUCCAGUAGUGGCCAUGUAGAGUGUGUGUGUCCGGUCAGAUACGAGGGAAACAAAUGUGAGGUGGAUAAGUGCCUGAGGUGCCAUGGAGCACCUUGCCUCGUCAACGAUGAUACAGCAGAUGUGGUCUGCAACUGUACUAAUGGCAGGAUAGCACCCAGCUGUAAACUAUGUGAUGGCUACUGUUACAACGGAGGUACCUGCCACCUGGACCCUGACACCAACCUGCCCUUCUGUCACUGCACGACAGGGUUCAAGAACCAACGUUGUGAUGAGCUGGCCAACCCAUGUGAUUACUUCUGUCAGAAUGACGGGAUGUGCACUAUCACUGCCCUUAACAAACCCCGCUGCAAGUGUUCAGUCAAUUGGGCAGGCACACAGUGUGAAAGGCCCGCCCCCAAGAGCAGCAGAUCAGACAACACCAGUGGAGGGAGCAUAGCCAUCAUCGUACCUCUGGUCCUGCUGGUGAUCUUGAUCACAACGGUGGUGGCGGGCAUUUUCAUCUGCAAAAGAAGGCAGAGGGGGAAGAGGGUGACGAGGCAGCCCAUGACGAAUGGAGGGAUCAACGUGGAGAUAGGAAAUCCUACCUACAACAUGUAUGAGGUCGACCACGACAACCAUGCAGAUGCUGGCAGCCUUUUGCGACCAAACUUUACACUGGACCCUCAUAAGGGCUGGUGUGUGAAGUCCAGUGACCCUCGCACCCUGGGCAUACAUACUGUUCCCAAGGAGGUGAUACCUGGACAGCCCUUGAACUAUUCCAACCCAGUGUAUGCAAAGAUCUACCUUGACGGACAGAACUGUCGUAAACCAGUCAUCAACAUAGACGAAAGGAGAGGGCUACUCCCAAAGAAACUAGAGGGGACAAUUCGCGAAACCGCCGCAUAGCCUGACUACACUUUCUACUCCUUUUAUACGACAGUGUACAAAUGUAUAAAAACAAGGAAAAUAAGAAUUUUCUAUUUCCUAUCAGGCUCCUGUCCUCUCGGUUAGGUUUGUUGGUUUUUAGCAUCAGCAUUACCUCUUCAGUUGUGUGCUGAAUGAUUUAAACAUUUUAGUUUCUGUUGUUUGCUUUCUGUUUGUCGAACAUUCGUUAUACAGCACUAUUUAGUAUAUACUGAAUGACACUGAAGUAAAGCUGCUGAUUUGCAAAAUAACUUAACACCGGAACUCUUCUGUUGUAAACAAAUGUCAAGAUUGAUACAGUACUUAUUUCUGAACCUGUAUAUGUCUGUCUCUUGUUAGGCCGAGAUUUAAUCAGAUAAAGCGUUAACCGGCAAUAGCCCACACCCACUUAGCUGAUGUUUUGUUGGUGUCAGAGGUGGAACUGUGUUGAAUCUGAAAUCAGUGAGCAGCUUCUCUUGUGAUCAUUGUCACAAAGCCAAAUUCAUCCCAUUCGUUCAGAACGGGAAAGUGUAGGCUAUAUAAAAAUAAUGACCUUCAAAUGAAUCAUCAUUAAACAAAAUAAUGAAGGUAGUCCAUCAGCCUCACAUUCCAGUGUUUGAACUUGUAAACAAGGUUGCAUGGGAUUUCUCUUCAUUUGACUCUGUGCAGCCAAUGGCAAUGUCCGCUUUGGUGUCGAUUGUGGAUUUUACAGUGCUCACGCAGAUUUACCUCAGACACUGUCAAAAUAUCAGCUAUGCAGAUGUUGGCUAAAACAGAUCUAAUUUAAUUGGGGCCUCAGUGGAACCAACAACUUGUUAUUUUGGUGCAGUAUACAGAUCUAAAGCAGGUCUAUAUAUAUUUUUCUCAAUAAAUUAUAUAUCAUCUUAUAAAAACAAGAACAGUUUGAGAUUGGUCAAAGUUUUAUGUGCCAUGGUUUCCAUUGUCAUUGAUUUCCCCAGAACAAGAACUGUUAAUCUUCACAACAACAUGUUAUAAUUUCAUGGCUUCAUACCUGAACAAUGAAGCUUGUUUUCUGUCCUUGUGUUUGUAUCGUUUGAUUCAGCCAAGAUGGAUACAAUCCAGAAGUGACCAAGGUUAGUUUUAAGAGGAUUAUUUUCCGUUAACCAUCUAAUUCAGUUCUUUACGGUAUUAUAUCAUGUUCAUGUAAUAAUUCCAAACAUAUAUAUUUGCUCUGCUACAAAUAGAAGAUAUUUUACUGAGGUGACUGAAAUGUAUAUUCCAUCUAAGAUGUUCUGUUUGGAUCACAGAAAUGAUUGAAACUCAACAUGAAUGUUAUGAGAAGAGAAUCACAGACAUCCGUAUUUUUGUAGGUCUCUUGUUCCAACAACAUAUCUGUAUCAACUUUACAGCAUAAGGAUGCGAACACGGAAAAUAAUUUAACACGACUCUAUGGCUACAAAGUUACUUUAGGUAAUUAUAAAGAUAAUUUCUGUCACUUUCAGAAAAGGACAGACGAUAGAUAUAACACAUUUUAUAAUUUUGUAUUUGAUUUGUAUGUUGUUUGGCUGCUUGUAUUUUGAAGAAAUGUAUUAAAUGUAAGUACUUUUAUAUCAAAUGUAAAUCAAUAUAAAAUAAAGGGGGCAAAUUUCCAUUUCAAAAUAAUUCUUUGAGUUUCUGAAAUCUCAGCUUGGUAAUGGCGCUAA
This is a messenger RNA of Oncorhynchus nerka (sockeye salmon), 14756 nucleotides long. Its product is annotated as low-density lipoprotein receptor-related protein 1B-like. The record is from RefSeq and is a predicted model, not a curated record. Gene Ontology annotation, cellular component: signaling receptor complex; plasma membrane. Lineage: Eukaryota; Metazoa; Chordata; Actinopteri; Salmoniformes; Salmonidae. The transcript is spliced from 86 exons. Gene Ontology annotation, molecular function: protein binding; low-density lipoprotein particle receptor activity; calcium ion binding. Bases 1 to 13095 code for a protein of 4364 amino acids.